AAUCUCUUGCAACUCUUUCAAUAGGUUUUGGUUAUUGCCAUCCCCGAAUUUGGAACGUGAAAGACUUUUGGUAUAUCUACACAAGGAGACAUGGUCUGGCACUAGGUUUUUUUUUACAAGUUGCUUCACAGAAUUACCCACACUAGCUAAAAGACUUUGUCAACUCCCUUCUUACCUUUCACAUCAAUCACAUACCACACAUCUCACUCAUACCAACCAUCAAACCAAAUAAACAGGGUCUUCAGAAAAGACUCUUAAAACCCAGAACAAAAUGUUUGACCAACUCCUAGACGACAUCGUGUUGGAGAUCGUCUGCCAUCUCAGUACCGCCCGCGACGUAGCCCGCCUGGCAUCGUCGUGUAAGCACCUGCACUCCAUUCUCAGCGAGGACGGCUGGCGCACCUUCGUCAGGACCUGCUUUCCCCUCCACUCCCUGCCAUUAGGCAAGACUGCCCCCAAAUGGGACGAGCUGGCAAACAACCUUACCCGCCAAGCCCGCGCAUGGGACAUGAAGGCCUUCCAGACCACCGCCUACACGGACGACCGCCGCCGUGAUGGCAAUUACUUCGCGGGCUUCACCAACACCGGCCGUCCCUUUCACCCCGUCAUCGACGCUCGCCUGGUCUUUGACAAGAGCUGGGAGCUCGCGGCGUGGGGAGCCGGUGAGGAUAUCGUCGGCAGAUUCAGGCCUCACAACAGUCGCGGCGAGUCGGACGCCUGGUUCCGUAUGGAGGGCAAGACCAACGGCUACGAAGCGGGCGUGGGCGAUGUCACCGCCAUUCAUUUGACUGAGCCCAACGGGAAGCUGGGCAUCCUCGUCGGCAGGGCCAAUGGAGACUUACAGCUUGUCUCGGCGGCUCCUGGUAGCGCUGGCAAGGCCCUUUCGACUUUCAAGAUUCCUACGCCUACUGGAGGUCUCGAAGCUACUACGUGGACGUCUAUCGGAUCCAUUGAUACCCUGCCGAAUCAGACGUCAGUGAUCGCGGGCAACCGCGCCACCGUCAGUCUCUUCUCCUUGGACGCAGACGAAACCGGGGCCACCCUCCCGCUCGACUCGCAGACUUUCGACGUUCCAGGCCAGGGGGGCAGGAAGCAGUUCAUCCACUCGGCCAAGGCCCUCAACAACGACACCAUCAUCUGCGCGCUCUCCAACGACGCAGACCCGAUCCGCUACCUCACCGUAACCCCCUCAGGCUUCACCCCCAACCUCGCCUCCAAGAACCACUCCCUCCUCGCAUCCCGCGGCAUUGACACGGACAAGAAACAGACCGUCCGCGCCAUCCAACCCGUCAACCCAGGCCCAGCAGGCCACACAAACCUCCUCCUCAGCGCCUGGGACGACGGCACCAUCCGCCUCCUCGACAUCCGCACCCCGUCCGCCCACGACGUUCUCUACCGCGACAUGUACCAGCCCUUUGAGACGCACUCGUCCCUGCUAACCUACGGCUCGGACCACUUCGUCGCGGGCAGCAACGAGCUCGAGGCUCUCAAAGUAUUCGACUUCCGCUGGGCAAAAUCAUACCACCACUCCGCCGCCCUGCCGUGCUGGUCCGGCACGCCGUUCCCGGAUCCUUUGAGGGGCACUAGCAGCCGCUCCCUGAGCAUGCGCGGCGUCGGGUGCGAUCACCCGCGCGGACGGGCCUGCGUCUGGCACGAGUACGCACGGCGGGAUUACUACCGCCCCAACUACCGCUUCCACGUGAUGCCCUUCCGCGACGCGACGCGCUCGUCGACGAGCCGUGUGUUUUCCCUGGCGAAAGCCUCCGAUGUCUCGGACUCGUUCUACGUCGGUCUCGCGGGUGCCGUGGCCGAGUUCUCCACCACCGUCCCGGGGGAGGCGGAGCAGGACGAGGUCGCGGCCUGCGUGACCUCGGCGGCGGCGAAGAGGGGCUGGAGGGCGCGGGCGUCGCAUUUCAGUUUCGCCGAGACGGACGACGGGUUGUUGACGCCGGGGAUGUCGAUGAGUACGUUUAUGCCGAGGCUUGCGCAGCGGUUCGGGGACGAGGUUGGCGCGCCGCAGUUUCGGGAGUGGUGGAGUAAGACUCCGCCCAAGACGGCGGCGUGGCAUCGAUGGGACCCGAGUUUUUGGCGGCCGACGCAUUUCACGUUUUGAGGGACUUGAAAACAGAGGAAAGGAAGACUUUUAGGGAGUUUCGAUUGUUGAGAGAAAAGGGGUUAGCAAAAGAACACAUGGAAGGGGGAAAAGUUGAGGCAAAAGAAUCAGCCAUAGUUGAAAAGAGAAAUAUCCGCAUAGUUUUGAUAUGACCGGGCCAUAGAUAGGACUCGGACAGAGUUUAGAAUACAGUCAGUUCACACAGAUAUACAAUGACCACCAAGCACCGUUCGCUUCAUGAUAUUGGCUGCAGUACCUUCACCGUCGUUUAGAACAGUUAGCCCGCAACAGCAGUAACUACUCUGCAUCGCCCCAUGGCCCAUCCCGCGUUCCCUCUGUCCCACUCUUCCCCCGAC
Messenger RNA from Colletotrichum phormii, 2469 nucleotides. RefSeq lists its product as uncharacterized. Gene Ontology annotation, molecular function: protein binding. The transcript has 2 exons. NCBI's taxonomy places the organism in Eukaryota, Fungi, Ascomycota, Sordariomycetes, Glomerellales, Glomerellaceae. The record is from RefSeq and is a predicted model, not a curated record. The coding region runs from base 272 to 2113 and encodes 613 amino acids.